CGACCGAGAAGCGGAAGCGCCUCUUGGGGGUUGUGUGUGUGUCUGUCUGCUUUUGAAAAGGACGUGAAUUGAAAACGCUUUAAAGAAGGCGCCCUGCCCUGGGAAAGAAGAGCGGCUGAGGAAGGGAGAAGAAGGAAAAAAAAAAGCCUCGGGAUGGAGAGAGAAUUUGUGUAUGAAUUCAAGGCCGGAAACCAGCAUUUUCGGCUUACCGUGCCGCUGAAGUUCCCGGUCCAAGAAAACGUUAGUCAUUUGCCUAGGCGUCUAAUGCUGCUGCAUAAUUUGCCUUGCUUCGUAGAAAACGGCUUGAAAGAGUCUCUGACUAAAUUCAUAGAGGAGAAAUCCCUAGAAGAUUUUGACAGAGAAGCCGAAGCGGCUCUGGAAGCUGUAAAAUCUGGCAAAAUAGAUUUACACCAACUAGCGAAGGCUUGGGCCCAAGCUUACACUGAGACAACCUCCGAGCAUGCCAGGCCGGAAGACCCCAGCUGGGAUGAAGAUUUUGCAGAUGUUUAUCAUGACUUGAUCCACUCUCCUGCCUCUGAAACUCUAUUAAACUUGGAACAUAAUUAUUUUGUUAGCAUCUCCGAAUUAAUAAGCGAGAGGGAUGUGGAGCUAAAAAAACUGCGAGAAAGACAGCGGGCAGAAAUGGAUAAGGUGAUGCAAGAACUGGGGAAAUCAUUAACGGAUCAAGAUGUAAACAUGUUAGCAGCUCAGCACUUUGAAUCCCAACAGCUACUGGAGAACAAGUGGAGCAGUGAAUUGAAACAAACCACAGCUAUCCAAAAACAGGAGUAUCAAGAAUGGGUGGUAAAACUUCACCAAGAUCUGAAAAAUCCCAACAGUACUAUUGGUGAUGAGAUCAAAGUCACUCCUAAUCAGUGGAGAGAAUCUGAAGAAGGAACUGGAAGACUCUUUGAGGACCAGAGGCAAUUGGAAGAAAGUUUCACCAUCCAUUUGGGAGCACAGCUGAAAACCAUGCAUAAUCUGCGUCUAUUGAGGGCAGAUAUGCUCGAUUUCUGCAAGCACAAGCGCAGUCACCGCAGCGGAGUCAAACUCCACCGUCUUCAAACUGCACUAUCACUUUAUUCAACUUCCCUUUGUGGUCUAGUCUUGCUUGUGGAUAAUCGAAUCAGUUCAUAUAGUGGGAUCAAGAGAGAUUUUGCAACUGUUUGCCAGGAGUGUACAGAUUUCCAUUUUCCUGGAGUUCAGGAACAGCUUGAAAUUGUUCAGCAAGUUGUACUUUAUGCCCGAGCACAACGCAGUAGUAAGGCCAAAAGACUAAAUGAAGCAGGAAACAGAAAUAGUGGCAAUGAAGAUAAAUCUAAGAACGGGGAACAGAAUCAAUCAAAUAUUUUUCCAGGAGAAUUUUAUAUCACCCGACAUUCAAAUCUCUCUGAAAUUCAUGUGACUUUUCAUCUUUGUGUGGAUGACAAUGUAAGGUCAGGUAAUAUUACAGCCCGGGAUCCUGCGAUCAUGGGCCUCCGAAAUAUCCUUAAAGUGUGCUGCACCCAUGACAUCACCACCAUUAGUAUUCCUCUUCUGCUAAUACAUGAUAUGUCUGAAGAAAUGACAAUAUCUUGGUGUCUGAAAAGAGCAGAACUUGUAUUUAAGUGUGUCAAAGGAUUUAUGAUGGAAAUGGCUUCCUGGGAUGGUGGGAUUUCCCGAACUGUUCAAUUCUUGGUACCGCAAAGUAUUUCUGAAGAAAUGUUUUACCAACUGAGUAACAUGUUGCCACAGAUUUUCCGUGUGUCAUCUACGCUAACUCUGACAUCCAAACACUGAACUCUCUCCAAAAUUCUGCAAAGGAUUAAUAAAAUGAUUCUGAAUUUUAAUACUGAAAACACUUUGAUAACUUGAACAUGAUUGUUGAAAUUCCUAACAGAAGCACCUGCAAUAUUAAAAAAAGAAAAAGUCACACUGUACUUUCAUGCCUACACAAAGGGAAAUGGGUAAUGGGUUAUAUUUUUUUUCUUCUUUUUUUGCCAUUUUGGGUUCCAGGCCCUCUCUCUGUUAAAUGCUAUUCUAAGGUCCUUCCGACUCUUAGAUAAGAUCUGUAGUAGAAAAGUAGGAAGCUAAAUGUCUGUGUAUCACUAGAAAGUAGUUGUAUGCUGAAAAUAUAAUUAUCAAAGGAAAAAAACUUGCUUUUUUUAAGAUAUGGAUGUAUUCAUAUAGAAGUUUCCUUGCUACCAGUUUGUUACUUCACAGAAUAGAACGUUAAUACAAUGGCAAAUACAAUUAUAACACAUGGUAAACAGUUUUUAUAUUACCAGGUGGGAUUUUAGAUUAUAUUUUUUUUCUGUAGGGCUAUAACUCCUGCUUUGAAAUAUUUGGCUGGGUUUUUGCAGCCCAAAUACAGUAGUCCUGUUUGAGAUGGCAUUAUGUUUUGGUCUUGAGUUCAUAAAAGAGGUAAACAUGGAGAAUUUAAAACCACUGCAGUAAUUUAAGAGCUUCAGUGUUUUAAUAAGAGCAGGGAAGCAAUUCAUGUACUUCAAACUUCAUUGUGGGAUUCAUGCACUUUACCUAGCCAUAUACUGUGACCAUUUGCUUGGUGUUACCUUCAUACGUUGUGUAAACUUGACCAUUGUAGUUUGCAAAUCAUGGCUUUAAAAACUUGAUUCACACAAUGUAGAAAAAUAUAAUUUCCCUGCAAGGACACAAGAUAUUCUUUCUAUACUGUAGGUGGUGAAAAUAACAUCAGAAUUACUACAUCUUAAGUUAUAUCUUUCUGCCAGUAGGCAAAAACAUUCUCCUUAAAGUACAUUGAUGGGUUUUGUCUGUUGAUUUGAUCAAACAUGGUACUAUUCAGUAAUGGUAAUAGCGGAGAAAGAGGGGAUGAAAGCUGAAGAAAUAAAUUAUUUUUAAAAAGUAUAAAAAUUAAAUCUCAAAUUAAUUAAAUUAACUAGGUGUUUGCUUCCAGACAGUAGGUUUGCCUAACAACCACUGUUUGCUUAAUGACCACUGCAUUUGUUUAGUGACUGCCUCAAAAAAAUGUGAAAUUGGAUCAGUCAUGUAAUGACCCACUUAACCUUAAUUAUGGGCUGGGGUCAUAAAUUGAGAAUUACCUCAAUUUACAGAACAACCAUGUAGUAUAAAAUCUACCUAUUUCUUUAUAUUUCCUCCAAUAAAUGGGGCUUGGAACUCAUCAUGUUGAGCUUAUUUAGUUUUUAAUAUCUAUAAAUUGCUUUCGAGUGUUUUUUAAUUUGGGGAAAAAUUGAUUUGAGUGGUUUUCUCUACCAGAAAAUAACCAUAAAGUCAAGGUAUUUUAUUUUUAUAUCUGUUUGCAAUGUUACUUUUAAUCAAUUCAAAAUUUUUGUCUUGUAAACGUAAUGUAAAUUUUUGAAAUCCUCCUUUUCUCCUACUGAGUAAUGAAUUUAACUUAAUUUCAAAUUUAGUCAUGGCUUUAUAGGUUCUGAUUGCUAGAACUGCGGCAAGAUGCAGAAUAUAUAUUUCAAUCCACGAAUGAGUUAAAAUACUUUAAAAAUGUUUGCAGUUAUUUGUUCAUUUUAAGAAUGUUCCUGUCAUUUCAAAGUCCCUGUGGAAAUUCUUUUAAAUAAUAAAGUUAAUUUCCCAGACUUGAUACUAUUUAAUUUUGUUUUCAGUACACUUUUAUAAAUGAAGGUUUGAUGGAUGUGGAGUUGAUUAGGGAAGUAUAUUUUCCAGUUUCAUGAACAUAUUCAGAAGAAAUGGAUGUUGAAUUUUUCAGCUUUUUUAUGCCUAAAUUAUGACAAGUAGUGCCCAAAUUUUUAAUACUGUUUCUUAAACAUUCCAUCUUAAGUAUCAGUUCCUCUGACUUUAUCAAGCUAAAAAUAAUAUUGAUACAAUUAAUAUCAUAAGAUAUUAUGGAAUUCCAAGGGCACCUUUUUUGAUGUUUUUAUGCAGAAAUAUAAAAAUUAUGUCUGCUUUUUUCUACUGUGUUUACUAAUCACUUUUUGCCAUUUGUUGAGAGUUUUUCAUAUCUGUCUGUCUGUCUCCAAAUAAUUGAGUGUUUAUUGAUUUGAAUUGCUGAUGAUUUGCUCAAUAUAUUUUGUAUUGUUGUAGGAAUAUUUAUCUAAGUAAUGAGUUAGAAACACUAUGUCAUAAACUUGUUAAUUUUCCAAAAAUUAGAAGAAUAUUCAUAAUUGUAGAAAACCCCUUGUGUUUCAUACAAUUAGGGCAAUAUCAUUAACAAAAAAAUUUAUAAUAGUUUCUAAUCCCUGUAUUUCCAAACACAUUCUAUUUCCUUUGUUAAGAGUUCUAAUGAAAUCGCAUUAAGUGAACAUCCUUGUUUAGCAUCUCUUUUUGUCAAAAAAUGUUGAUAACUUUUUGAUAAAGGUUGGUCUUUACCAUGAAACCAUUUAAGGCUCUCACUCUACUUCAGGUCAGUAUCAGAACUGAGAAGAACUAAAGAAAAGCUGAAUUUUGAUUUGCUUUGUUUUCCCAUAGCUUUUCAAACUGAUUUAUUCUAUUAGAAUAUUAGAAAGCAAGAUUAACCACCAAUUAUAAUUUAUUCAGCAAACUGUAGCUUAAAAAAAAGUAAAUAGUGGUUUAGUGUGAUAUGUGAACCAAAUCUACAGUAUUUGAAUUCCAAAACUAACUCCUAUCUUACCCUCUGAUUAUUUUCUUCUGUAAUUUUAUAAAGAAAAAAAAAUGAGUAUAUUACGUAAAACCUAUCUCUUCUUCCUACAGUUACACUGAUGUUACCAGCACCUAUUUUGCUAAAAUAAGCAGAUUAAUUUUGUGUCAAACUAAGACUUGAUCUGGCUAGCUAAGAAAAUUGUAUGAAUUUAGAUACUGUAGCAUGUUUAUAGCAAUAUAUGAACUGUAUUGUGGCUUAUCCAGCAAUUAUUAUAACGUACAUUAUUGACAACUUAGCCCCUAACAAAAAUGAUAACAAAUUAAGGUUUAGCAUGCUAUGCUAUCCCAAUUUAUGAAUGUUGGAAUAUAUACCAUAGAAUUAGGAGGGCAACUAACAAUUAUUGGGUUUGUUCCUUCAAACUAUAUUUCACUUAAAGUUUGUAUUGUAGUAAAUGUUCAUAUCUUCUGGGCCAUUUUGUUAAUGUAUAUUGGGAAAAAGUUUGCUUGACUUUUAUUCAAGUUUAUUAUUGAUUGUUUGCUAAUGCUGUUGUAGCAGUAUCUGAUGUUUUGUUAUGAAAAGUCAUGAAAAAUAAUUUAAACUGUUUAUUAGAAAUAAUUAACCAUUUGGAGAAGCAAAAACGAUAGAUUAAAGGAAGGACUCGGAGACAAUUUGCAAAAAGUCUUCGGAAGUCAUGGAUAUAGGAAAGAACAAGAAAAUUAAACAUUUAAGAAAAGAAUGGCGAUAGAAAAUUGAACAGAGCAGUAUGUUCAGAAUACAUUGGCACGGUUCUUGGGAAAAAGCUUUGACUUGGAUAAGUUAUUCUUUGUAGAGCAAAUCCUCUUCCAAUGGUAAAGGUGUAGAACUGAACAUUUUAACUGCUGGAAAUGUUUUUGUAGCACACCAUGCUAGUAUUUAUUUUUUUCAAGAAAUUUCUAAACAAAAUAUUUAAAUUUUACGGAAAAGUUAAAAGAGUAAAAUAUGUAAAACCUGUGCUUAAAACUGGUAAAUACUUCCAUUCUCUCUGAUAACUUGCGAUUUGCUCUUCUUGGUCUUUACAGAUCAUUGCUAAAGCAUUGCUAACUGAGAUUUAAUGUUAAAUGUGUAUUAAGGGACAACAAUCCAUUGAUAGUAAAAUGACUUGCUUAAUUCUGUAAUGAUCCAUGUGUUAGUAAAGAAUAAAGACAAUGUU
Molecule: messenger RNA, 5741 nt
Organism: Ahaetulla prasina
Lineage: Eukaryota; Metazoa; Chordata; Lepidosauria; Squamata; Colubridae
Gene: FERRY3
Product: chromosome 2 C12orf4 homolog
Exons: 1
Coding region: 154-1779 (541 amino acids)
Biological process (GO): regulation of mast cell degranulation
Cellular component (GO): cytoplasm
Source: RefSeq, a predicted model, not a curated record